AUGGAUCCGCAAAUCGACGGUGCGGACAGCCGACUCGAGAAUGCCGACGCCGCGGGGGUUCUACUGGCUACAGACUUGGCCCUCACGUUGACGCCGCCCGUCGCCGCUUCUAGAAGGGGAGACCCCGCUUCGCGAAUCGUUCCAUCGCGAGACGCCGACGAGGUGCUUUCCCGAAGCGCGUCAAACACGAGGCCAGCGGCAGAGGCGGCCCAGCUGGAAAGGUUCCCCACGUCGAGCAGCCGAACGCGCAGCCCGCCGGCAACUGCUGGAGGCUCCGUCGUGGGCGGCUUGGGAAUGUCGCUGGAUCCUACUACUACCGCUGAUGCUAACCGCCCUGCCAAAGCUCCCGCCGAGGCUCUUCAACAGGUUCGGCAGCAGCCGCAGCAGCACCCAGAGCACCUACAGGAGUCCCAGCUACAAGAGAUUCUGUUCCGCUCGCGGCCGUUUUCCCCGUCUCUUCUUGCGGCGGAGUCAGCGGGCCGAUUCUCGGCACGGCAGCCAAGCGAUGUGUUUCUCAGUCGUGGCGCGACAAAUGCUCCUAAUAGCGCAGUCCCCCCACCGACGCGACUGCCGCGUUUUUUUGCCGCUCCAAGCGGAGCUCGAGCUCCCUUUUCGGGAUCGCCUGAUUCGCCGGGCGGCUCCAACAUUCCGUCAGCGCCGCCUACCGCGGCGCCGUUGACGUACGAUGCAGCAGCGGUGGUGGUGGAUUCGGUUGCGCAGUUUCUCCGAAGCCUCGGCGCGCCGCCCGCUCCUUCCGCCCUUCCUGGAGUUUCCCCUGCGAGUACCGCACCAUUCUCCGCUCCCCCACUUCCCCUUGCCAGAGCCUCCGCUCCCGAGGCUCUUUCCGCUCCGCUCGCUCCCCCAACAUCAGCGCCUUCCGCUUCAGGCCCUUCGUUUGCCGACGCAAGCGUUGGGUCCGCAGCAGAGCUUGCCGCGCGGCUGUUGGGCGCGCCAGGCAGGAAUGCAGGGGGUCAAGAAAAUCUCGCGCUAUUGGGCCGGCUCUGGGGCGCCGCAGGACCCGCCGCAGCGCCGCUGGCACAAAGUGGGAGUGCGCAACUGCCACGAGAAGGCGGAAAUGGCGGCGGUGAACUUGGGAUAAGCGCGGCGGGAGGACAUUUUGCGCUCGGGGUAGGCGUCCGUGCAAGGGAGAGAAUGAGUGCAGGGCAGGGGUAUGGGGAAGAGGACGAAAGAGAACCCAGGGGUGCGGAAGGGGGAGAGCAGGGGGAAGCAGGUGAGAGGGGAACUGGAGGAGCAGAAGGGGAAGUGGAGGGGGAAGCGGCGUCAGCGGAAGGAGGGGAAGACGGCGAGGGGAGCGGGAAUAAAAGAAAGAUGCGGCUAUCGCAGGAGCAGCAGAGCACAAUGGAAGCAGUAUUCAGGAAAACCCCGAGGCUCACUCCCAGGGAAAAGUGCGUGCUGGCGGGGCAGCUGGGCGUGCGGGUGAGGCAGGUGGAGGUGUGGUUUCAGAACCGCAGGGCGCGCACCAAGGUGAAGGAUACGGAAGUGGAGCUGGACGGCUUGAGGCGGCGCUGCCAGACACUAGCUGACGAAAAUCGCCGCCUCAAAGAGAGGCUCAGUGCCCUCCUUUCAAGCAGCAGCCAUGAGUCUGAAGCUCACAGAAGCAGCUCUACCGGUGACUUGCAUGCAAAGCGAGUCUGGACAGCAAGGCUUGGCUACUCUGAAUGGACAACAGCAGCUGGGAGAGCAGCAGCAACGCACGCUCGUGCAUCAAUUGCAGCAAGCAGUGGAACAGCGCGUUGGAGCUCUGGCUGA
Closterium sp. Naga37s-1 is the source of this 1770-nucleotide messenger RNA. NCBI's taxonomy places the organism in Eukaryota, Viridiplantae, Streptophyta, Zygnematophyceae, Desmidiales, Closteriaceae. The record is from the annotation of a GenBank genome assembly.